Molecule: messenger RNA, 725 nt
Organism: Drosophila santomea
Lineage: Eukaryota; Metazoa; Arthropoda; Insecta; Diptera; Drosophilidae
Gene: GstD8
Product: glutathione S-transferase 1-1
Exons: 1
Coding region: 55-693 (212 amino acids)
Biological process (GO): glutathione metabolic process
Molecular function (GO): glutathione transferase activity
Source: RefSeq, a predicted model, not a curated record
UUGAACCUUCAUAGCUGUGGUCAGUUGUGAACUAGAAUCGUAGGACCUUUCAUCAUGGACUUUUACUACCAUCCUUGCUCGGCUCCUUGCCGCUCCGUCAUAAUGACAGCCAAGGCCCUUGGAGUCGACCUGAAUAUGAAGCUAUUGAAGGUCAUGGACGGGGAGCAUCUGAAGCCGGAGUUCGUGAAGCUUAAUCCCCAGCACUGCAUUCCAACCCUGGUGGACAAUGGCUUCUCCAUCUGGGAAUCGCGUGCCAUUUUGAUCUACUUGGUGGAGAAGUACGGCGCGGAUGACUCCCUGUACCCAAGCGAUCCCGAGAAGAAGGCCGUGGUCAAUCAGAGGCUCUACUUCGACAUGGGAACCCUGUUCCAGAGUUUCAUUGAGGCCAUCUAUCCACAGAUAAGGAGAAAACAGCCUGCCGAUCCAGAGGCCAUGCAGAAAGUGGACACCGCCUUUGGGCACCUGGACACCUUCCUGGAGGACCAGGAAUAUGUGGCUGGCGACUGCCUCACCGUGGCUGACAUUGCCCUGUUGGCCUCCGUUUCCACCUUCGAGGUAGUGGACUUCGAUAUAGCCCAGUACCCAAACGUGGCCAGGUGGUACGAGAAUGCCAAGGAAGUCACUCCCGGUUGGGAGGAGAACUGGGACGGUGUCCAGCUAAUCAAAAAAUUUGUCCAGGAAGGGAAUGAGUAAUUUGAUGUCAUUAGUAGGGUCAUUAGUAAAUA